GUCUUUCCACCUAUACAACUUUGCCCAAUAAGCCCUCUCCAGUCUCUAAACCACCAAAAUGCACUGCAACACACUCUCUCUUGCCGCUGUGGCUCUCCUCGCCAGCUCCGUCAACGCCCACGGUCACGUUGCCAAGGUUAUCGCUGGCGGCCAGGAGUACACUGGUGGUAUCCCCCACGGUGCUCCCUCCAACGCUGUCGGCUGGGCUGCUGGAAACCAGGACAACGGCUUCGUUGAGCCCGCUGCCUUUGGCACUGCCGACAUCAUCUGCCACAAGAGCGCCAAGCCUGUCAGCAACGCUGUCACUGUUGCCGCUGGCGAUGUUGUCACCCUGAAGUGGGACACCUGGCCCGAGUCUCACCACGGUCCCGUCACCGAGUACCUCGCUCCUGUCAGCGGAGACUUCGCCAGCAUCAACAAGGGAAGCCUUCGAUGGACCAAGGUCGCCGAGAAGGGCUACAUCUCUGGUAGCAACCCCGGCAACUGGGCAUCCGACGAGCUCAUCCGCGACGGUUUCGCCUGGAAGUUCACCGUGCCCCGAAACCUCAAGGCCGGCAACUACGUUCUCCGACACGAGAUCAUCGGACUUCACUCUGCUAACAACAACAACGGUGCCCAAGCUUACCCCCAGUGCAUCAACCUCAAGGUCACUGGUAGCGGCUCCCAGGCUCUCAGCGGUGGUGGCGACUUCACCAAGUUCUACUCUGCCACUGACCCCGGCAUUCUCUUCAACCUCUACGCAAGCUUCAGCUCUUACCAAAUCCCCGGACCUGCCGUCCAGAGAAUCUAAGAGAUUUUCACGAGGUUCAGACAAGUGGUUUCUAGUUUCCAGACUGAGUUUGGGACCAAGGACUAGGGCAAUGGGCAGCCCUUCGCUCUGAUGUUAUUCGGUUGCCGCUAGUCGGUUCAAAUUUCUACACGCAGCGGAGCUGUGUGAUUCAUGUAUCUACUCUUAU
Messenger RNA from Fusarium graminearum PH-1, 956 nucleotides. RefSeq lists its product as uncharacterized. NCBI's taxonomy places the organism in Eukaryota, Fungi, Ascomycota, Sordariomycetes, Hypocreales, Nectriaceae. The record is from RefSeq and is a predicted model, not a curated record. The transcript has a single exon. Bases 59 to 790 code for a protein of 243 amino acids.